CAGACUCGACUCUACACGAAGGGCAGGAUCCAGGGCCACCAGCGAGGCAAGCACAACUCGCACCCUCACACGACCCUCAUCAAGAUCGAGGGCGUUGAGAACCAGAAGGACGCCCAAUUCUACCUCGGCAAGCGCGUCGCCUACGUCUACCGCGCCCAGACCGAGAAGCGAGGAACCAAGGUCCGUGUCAUCUGGGGCAAGGUCACCCGACCCCACGGAAACUCUGGCGUCGUCCGCUCCAAAUUCCGCAACAACAUCCCCCCUCAGGCUUUCGGCUCGAGCGUCAGGAUCAUGCUCUACCCCAGCAACGUCUAA
Messenger RNA from Acaromyces ingoldii, 315 nucleotides. Its product is annotated as 60S ribosomal protein L33-A-like protein. Lineage: Eukaryota; Fungi; Basidiomycota; Exobasidiomycetes; Exobasidiales; Cryptobasidiaceae. The transcript is spliced from 2 exons. The annotation marks the transcript as partial. Gene Ontology annotation, biological process: ribosomal large subunit biogenesis; cytoplasmic translation. The record is from RefSeq and is a predicted model, not a curated record. Gene Ontology annotation, cellular component: cytosolic large ribosomal subunit; ribosome. Gene Ontology annotation, molecular function: structural constituent of ribosome.